Messenger RNA from Colletes gigas, 1695 nucleotides. RefSeq names its product ubiquitin-conjugating enzyme E2 J1-like. The transcript has 5 exons. The coding region runs from base 519 to 1337 and encodes 272 amino acids. The record is from RefSeq and is a predicted model, not a curated record. NCBI's taxonomy places the organism in Eukaryota, Metazoa, Arthropoda, Insecta, Hymenoptera, Colletidae.
ACUCGUCCGAGCUCACGUACGCGUGAUCUGGCAUAGUGUGAGAAAGUGGAAUGAGGUGCACCCGGUGCACCGUCUGGCAUCUCUGGAUGGACGUGAUCAACGUGACCGCUAAAUAGCGUCUCGUUGAACGAUGACAUCCAUCGUUGACCCGUUUUGGAAAAUUCUGGAGACGUCGAGCAUAUCUGUACGCAUUUACGAACAAACUUUAAGGGACCGAACUGUCCUAUGCGCGCGAGCGCGAGCACGCGAUAAGCGCGGCCAUUUUCACGUUAUUUUUUGUACAAACGUAUAACGCCGCACCUAUUAGGCCACGUCAAAAUUAACUUUAAUCAAUUUAAACGUCGUUACGCUGUGCAACUAUUCCUUUUCGGAUGGUCAGGAUGCAGCGAAGAAAAAUGUGAAGAAUGCACUACGAUUGGCUACGUCGGUACAUCGAGGCCGUAUGACAAAGGCGAUACCACUCAGCUCGAGUACUAUUUUUAUUCCAGUUUUUAACCUCGACCGACACGCUCCCGAAAAUGUCAUUCGAAGGAAAGUACAAUGCGAAAAGUCCCGCUGUGAAAAGAUUAAUGAGAGAGGCUCAGGAGCUUUAUGAAGCAACCGAGGAAUAUUAUGCAUCACCAUUGGAAGACAAUCUGUUUGAAUGGCAUUUUACAGUACAAGGACCACCUUCCACAGAUUUUGAAGGUGGUGUUUAUCAUGGCAGAAUCUUGUUGCCACCAGAAUAUCCUAUGAAACCCCCAAAUAUUAUAUUGUUAACGCCAAAUGGUCGGUUUGAAAUCAACACAAAGAUAUGCCUCAGUAUUUCUGGACAUCAUCCUGAAACAUGGCAGCCCUCUUGGAGUAUUAGAACAGCUCUGUUGGCCUUGAUUGCUUUCAUGCCAACACCAGGAAACGGGACAAUUGGUUCUUUAGAUUAUAGUAAAGAAGAAAGGCAGAAACUAGCAAAAAAAUCAUUGAAUUGGCAGUGUGACACUUGUGGAAAGGUUGUCAACUUGUUAUCCAAAACUACAGUCAAAAAACCUAUCACGGAAGAGGAACAAACUAUGUUAAAUACGAUUGCCUUAAAGAAAUCAUAUUUUCAGGCCGACGAUUCACCGACAUCCGAGACAUUUCUCAUGGAUAACGAAGACGGUAUUUCAGUCGAUGAAUUGAGGCGACGUAUGACCAUUGACACAACUUGUACCGAGAAUCAAGAUCGGCAACAAUCAGACAUAAUACUAAACCAACAAAUAGAGACAAUGUCAUUUUCUAACGAUUUAUUCUGGAACAUUCUUAUUGCUUCCUUGGUGUCAGCGAUAAUUCUACUUGUUUUGAGACGACUGUUUCUUGUUUAAAUUAAUCUAAAUGUAACACAUUUUACGGAUAGCUUUUUUAAACAUAGAGAAAAACAACAGAUUUAUACACGCUAACAAUAAUCUGAUUUCCAUAAAAACACAAUAUAUGGCAGAGAUAUGACUGCACUGAUAUAUCCACUUUAGUACAUAUCUACCUUGAUCCUACAGAGGAUAUUCAUUUUACUGUAAAAAUUGUUUUUGUUACUUGGAAACAAUGUAAAUUCAAAAUCUUAAUUCCAUUGUUAUUAUUUUUCAUCGGCUGUAUUCACUAGUCUUUGAGAUUUUUUUUUAUAUAUAUAUAUAUAUAUAUAUAUAUAUAUUAUACAUAUACUCACACUGUUAAUCUUUAGUAUUAUAA